ACACCUCUCUCUCUCUACAAAUCAAUUAUCAUCUUCUCUUCUCCUCAUUCACAGGCGUGGCUUUUGGCUUUCAUUACAUUCUCUCUUUCUCUGUAUGUGUCUCUCAGCCAUCAUCAACCACCCAUCAAUGGACAUGUCUUCUCAUCUCUUUCCUUCUCUUUUAUAUGCUCACUGUGAGAGCAAAAGGACCAGACUUCCUGUUUGUUUUGUCUUGGUUUCUCUUCCUCACAAUCAUUCUUGUUGCUUCCAUUAAUAUCUCCUUCUCUCUCUCUCUUUAAACCAGCUUUUUUAACUAUUGUGUUUGAAGCAGACAACUAAAAUCAUUCCAAACUCACUGUUUUAUUUUCUUCUUGUCCAUUUCCGACUGAUUUCUCUAUAAAGACAGAUAUGGAUAAGUGGGAGAAACCAGUCAGAGCUGAAGAUCGCUUUCGACAUCACCAUAGAGAAAACCCGUCUUUCUCUUCCACUCUUCUUGAUGCUAUUUACCGUUCGAUUGAUGAAUCCAACGGUAAAGUAGAGGAAGAGUUGAUUUUCGCUAUGAGGAAGAAACACAGCAAUGGUCUGCAAAAAGCAUGCAUGAUAGAGAAAUGGAUGGAGGAAAAAGUAAGCUACGAGAAGGUAGCAGUUGGGAGAAAAUCCAUGGAUGAUUUCGACAAAAAUACUCGAAAAGAUUUCAGUCGUAAACCUCCUGUGUUGCUCAACUCCAGCUCAAGUUCCUCAGAAUCUAGCUGUGGUGGUGGGUUUUCUUCCUCAGAAUCUGAAUCUAUUUAUGGUCUCAGCUCAUCAAGACCAUCAUCAACUUACGCCAUGCAAAAGCCUAAGCCUAUUCGAACCAGCGUUUCUGCUCGGCCGGAGAGAUACGAGAGAGCUGUUGAUGAAAUUGCUGUGUAUCAGUAUAAUCAUCAUCGCGACACAAAUUAUGCGCCAACGCAAAAGCCGAAACACGAAGGCAGUUUUGUGAAGACAAAAUCCAAAGCCUUAAAAAUUUAUGGUGAUCUCAAGAAGGUGAAGCAACCUAUUUCUCCUGGGGGUCGGCUUGCAAGCUUUCUCAACUCUCUUUUCACUGCGGGAAAUGCAAAGAAAGCCAAGAUUUCAUCGUCUUCUGUGUACGAGGAAAGCAAGAUAAAGUCUGAGCAGACAUCGACAUGUUCUUCAGCUUCGUCAUUUUCAAGGUCUUGCUUGAGUAAGACUUCUUCCUCUAGAGGGAAUAAAUUGAGCAAUGGAACAAAAAGGUCGGUGAGGUUUUACCCAGUGAGUGUGAUUGUAGACGAGGAUUCUAGACCUUGUGGACACAAAAGUCUCUAUGGAAAUCAUGAAGAGACUCUAAUGGCAGUCACAGCUACAAGAAAUCUCACAAAUGAAGAGCUCAAGUUCCAUGUCAUGAAUGAAAGUCGCCGAGUUGAGGAAGUUGCAAGGGAUCUCUUAAAGAAUUAUCAAAAGAAGAAGCAAGAGGAGCUUGCUGUAAGAGAUCUUUGCACUGGAAAUAGUGAGUUAUUAGAAGAAGAUGAUGAUGACGACGAAGACGACGCAGCAAGUUGUUCAAGUUCUGAUUUGUUUGAAUUGGAUAAUCUUUCUGCCAUUGGGAUUGAAAGGUAUCGCGAAGAAUUGCCAGUGUAUGAAACAACCCAUCUUGAUACUAAUCUAGCCAUUGCUAAUGGCUUAAUCCUGUAAUUCCCAGAAAGGAAAAAAAAAGAAAAAAAAUAGCUUUAUUAAAUGGUGUGGGGGGUUUACAUCAGAGAAUAAGAUUUAUCAUCUUUCUUUAA
Messenger RNA from Manihot esculenta (cassava), 1763 nucleotides. Its product is annotated as protein BIG GRAIN 1-like B. The transcript has a single exon. Bases 388 to 1671 code for a protein of 427 amino acids. NCBI's taxonomy places the organism in Eukaryota, Viridiplantae, Streptophyta, Magnoliopsida, Malpighiales, Euphorbiaceae. Gene Ontology annotation, biological process: auxin-activated signaling pathway. The record is from RefSeq and is a predicted model, not a curated record.